Cotesia congregata is the source of this 412-nucleotide messenger RNA. NCBI's taxonomy places the organism in Eukaryota, Metazoa, Arthropoda, Insecta, Hymenoptera, Braconidae. The record is from the annotation of a GenBank genome assembly.
UUGUGUUUUGUUCUAUCACGUGGUGUAGGCCAUAUUCGCCAGUUGUAUCCCCGAGAUAAUUGACCUGAUCGGGACGCGAAACAAGUACGGCGGCACUUUGAAGAACGAGCGAGGUCGCAGACACAUUGUUGUGUGCGGCCACAUCACCUACGAGUCAGUGUCGCACUUCUUGAAGGACUUUUUACACGAAGAUCGUGAAGAUGUCGACGUUGAGGUCGUCUUCCUACAUAGAAAAGAACCAGAUCUUGAAUUGGAAGGUCUUCUAAAAAGGCAUUACACCACUGUGGAGUUUUUUCAGGGUACCAUGAUGAAUGCUGUGGACCUAGAGCGCGUUAAGGUAUCCUCUCAAGAUGAGAGCAACUCAAAACAGACAAAAAUAAAACUAUCCGGGAAAUCGUUUUUUAGAACUACG